Molecule: messenger RNA, 5717 nt
Organism: Danaus plexippus (monarch butterfly)
Lineage: Eukaryota; Metazoa; Arthropoda; Insecta; Lepidoptera; Nymphalidae
Gene: mon2
Product: protein MON2 homolog
Exons: 40
Coding region: 127-4983 (1618 amino acids)
Source: RefSeq, a predicted model, not a curated record
GAUAAUGAAGAAAUAUUUCUGAACCGAUUUGUGAUGUCGAUUGUGUUAUGUGUACAUGGCACAUUUUAAUUUGCCUCUUUUACGAAAAACAUGAAGUGAAAGAAAUAUCAUAAUAAAUAUAAAAACAUGGCUUUUGUCAGUGCUGUUACCGGCGAUGACUCCACGAAGAAAUUCAUGGAUGUCUUACAAAAUGAUUUCAAAACUCUCAGCUUAGAAACCAAGAAAAAAUAUCCUCAGAUAAGAGAGGCUUGUGAUGAAGCCAUAGAAAAACUAGCUUUGGCAUCAAAUAAUCCACAAGCCUCGCUGUAUGGUGUUGUGAACCAAAUCCUGUAUCCAUUAGUCCAAGGAUGUGAAUCAAAAGACGUCAAGAUUAUUAAGUUCUGCCUCGGAACUAUUCAGCGAUUGAUAGCCCAACAGGGAAUAGAUGCAAAAGGUGCUCGGCACAUAGUGGACUGUCUGUACAACCUCGGCCAUUCGGGAAUGUUGGAAUUAAAGUUAUUACAAACAGCCGCAUUAUUGAUGACAACCUCCGAUCUAGUUCACGGAGACACCUUGGCCAGGACUAUGGUGCUCUGUAUACGAAUGGUGUCUACUACUGAGACUCGUGAUAUCAGUACAAGUCACGCCGCUGUGGCCACAGUACGACAGCUUGUAGCGCUUGUCUUUGAAAGAGCUUUAGCGGAAGCUAACGGAACGUUAAAAGUAAACCCAGCGGAUGUGAGAAUACAAGCAAACAGCAAAGCGCCUAAAGAGUUGAAACCGUGUGCUGUUGAUGCAUAUCUUAUAUUACAAGAUAUAAUACAAUUGAUAAACGGUGACGCUGCUAACUGGCUUGUGGGAAUAUCAGAUGUACCAAAGACCUUCGGAUUAGAGCUCCUUGAUACAGUAUUGACAGAUUUUUCUGAUGUUUUCUUUAAGAUUUCAGAAUUCCGUUUCCUGUUGAAGGAGCAUGUGUGCGCAUUAAUUAUAAGAUUGUUCUCGCCUAAUGUUAAGUACCGGGCUGCCUUCCCGUCUCCCCACAUUCCGGGCGGCGGCGCGGCCCCGGGGGCGGAGCGGCCUCAUUUCCCGGUGACCAUGCGACUGCUGCGGCUCGUGUCGGUCAUCGUACAUAAGUAUCACGACGUACUGAUGACCGAGUGCGAGAUCUUCUUAUCCCUGAGCAUCAAGUUCCUUGAUCCUGAUAAGCCGCUAUGGCAGAGGGCGCUGGCGCUGGAGGUUCUACAUCGGAUGACCGUACAGCCUGAUCUACUGAAAGCGUUUUGCGAAUGCUACGACAUGAAGCCGCACGCGACCAAUAUAUUUCAAGACAUAGUGAACGCUCUCGGAGCGUAUGUGCAGAGUCUGUUCGUGGCGUCCCAGGUCAAUACUUCAGCCGGCUCAUCGAGUAUCCCUCAACAGGCUGGUUUCUACUGGAAGGGAGUCUGGUUGCCGCUGUGUGUGACCUUCGAACCGGGCGUAGCGAAAUCUGUAUAUAUAGAGAUGUUGGACAGGACGGAGGCGCCCAGCAUCCAGGAAGGCUACGGCAUCUCGGUCGCUUACGCCUGCCUCGUCGAGAUAAUACGUUCCAUAGCUAUCACCAUCGAGGGAGAGGAGUACUUUAGACUUCAAGAACUCUACGACGAUACACAGAACGACGACGAGAAAGAGGUUAAUUCUAAUAGGACGACUAAUAAUAAUAUGAAAGAUAGUAAUAGUAAAGCGGACACCAAGGAGUUAACCAACAACGGUCAUUCUACCGCGGACCAAAACUCUAACGUGAUGAAAAUACAACCAGACGACGAGGACAGGGAGAGACAGCUGAAACUACAGCUGAUCAAGUCAUCGUGGUGUGGUCUAGUGUGGGGACUGUCGGUGCUAGCGGAGGCCAGCAUCGGGGAGUUGGAGCACGUGCUGCGAGCCGUGCAGACCCUGGCUAGAGUUAGUGGGAAGAUGGGCGUGACCAACGCGCGUGACGCAUGCGUGGGCGCAUUGUGUCGGUGUGCGCUGCCCGCGCAGUACUGUGUCCCUGUCCUGGGCGCUCUGGCCGCCCUGGCGUGUCCCUGGCCCGGGGCCCGACCCCCAGCCCCCGCCCCGGACCUAAGACACCACGUGGUGUGGGUCGGCACCCCGCUUCCGUGCUCGCAGCCGACAGGUGACAGUCAGCAGCAGUCGUUUGUGAUGGUGACGUCACGCCACGUGUCCGCCCUGAGAGCACUGUUGACAGCUGCCGCCCGGGACGGGGACGCCCUGCAGCACGCCUGGCUGCCGGUGCUGACCACGCUGCAGCAUCUGGUGUGGAUCCUGGGUCUGAAGCCGUCUACCGGCGGCAGUAUGAAGGCGAGUCGGGCGAGCGCUGACGCCAACGCUGUCAUGAGCACGUCCGCGGUCAUGGCCGAUCUGCCGGGUCAGCAAGUCCCCGUGGCGGAGUCGCUGGGUGUGAUGAGCGCGUUGUCGGCCAUGUUGUCACGUGUUUUCGAAGCGUCCAAGAACUUGGAUGACGUGGCCCUUCAUCAUCUGAUCGACGCCUUAUGCAAGCUGUCCAACGAGGCGAUGGAGUUGGCUUAUUCUAAUAGGGAGCCGUCCCUCUUCGCUGUGGCCAAAUUGUUGGAGACGGGUCUAGCCAACAUGCACCGCAUAGAGGUCAUGUGGAGACCCAUCACGAAUCACCUCCUGGAGGUCUGCCAGCACCCUCACAUUAGGAUGCGGGAGUGGGGGGUGGAGGCCAUCACCUACCUGGUGCAAGCGGCCUUCCAAUACCAUCACAACCAUCCUGAACUCGUCACUGAGGCCCGUGAGCGCCUGGUGCUAGAACCUCUGGGAGAGCUGUGCUCCGUUCGUCACUGUGACGUGAGAGCCAGACAGCUGGAGUGUGCUGCGAGACUGCUCCACUCCAGGGGCGACCAGCUGGGAGCCGCCUGGCCGCUCAUGAUGGAGAUCAUAUCGGCUAUCGGCGACCAUCACAGUGAGCAACUUGUGCGCUCAGCGUUCCAAUGCGCCCAGCUGGUGGCGGGUGACCUCCUGGGAUGUGCAGGUCCCAGGUGUCUCCGACGAGUGCUGGCCGCUGCGGCCGCCUUCGCCAGACAGACCAAAGAAUUGAAUAUCAGUCUCACAGCUGUAGGACUGAUGUGGAACAUCUCGGACUACUUGUACCACAACCGCGACAAGCUGUCAGCGGCGCUGGUCAACGAGUCGGUGCCGGAUGUCCAACCCGACCUUCCGCCUCUGGAUCGACUGUGGAUGUGUCUCUACAUACGACUCAGUGAGCUGUGCACGGAGGCCCGGGCCCCGGUCCGCCGCGCCGCCAGCCAGACCCUGUUCAGCUGUAUCGGUGCUCACGGGUCCCUGCUGGGCCGGCCCGCCUGGCGAUCACUCUUGGCCGUGCUGUUCCCCAUGUUGGACCAGGUCCGGAGGCACUCGGACGUGGCCAGCUCGGAGAAGGUGGACACGGGGGAACACAUCCUCAUACACCACACCAGGAACACCGCGCAGAAACAGUGGGCGGAGACACAGGUGUUGACGUUGUCCGGGGUGUCCCGCGUGUUCCACUCCAGGUUCCAGCUGUUAAUGACUGUUGGUGACUUUAUCCGCUCGUGGGUCGCUCUACUAGACUACAUCACAGAUUUCGCGCUCAGACGAAGUCACGAGGUGUCGGUGGCGGCUCUCAAGUCGUUCCAGGAGGUGGUGUCGGCUGCAGGUCGAGCGGAGGGCGAGGUCCCGCGCCGCGUGUGGUCGGCCGCCUGGAACGCCUGGACGGCCAUCGCCACGGGGCUCGCGACUCCACCUGGGUGUGCGGACGACAAGCCCGCGGAGCUGUUCUCACCGUCGCUGAACUUCCUCACCACCCUGGUUCAGAUCUUCCCCCUCAUCUUCCAACACAUACGACCCACAUUCACGGCCGCGGACGUUGAGAAGCUGGGAUCGUGUUUGUCCACGGUGUGCAGUGUGGAGCCCUCGGCCUCCGCCCUGGACAGCAUCGGGGCCGCAGCACCAGUCAGUCUACACGCGUUACACUGUCUCGACACAGUGCAUAAGGAAGCUUUGGUCCGGCACGAGUUACUGCCAGCUAUGUUCGGUGCCCUGACGUGUCUCGCGGCCGCCGCCUCCGAGCAGCCCUCCGCGGCCGUGCGCUGCCUGGCCGCGGCCGCCAACCUGUACCGAGCGGCGCCCGCUCCCAGCGCGCACCAACUGCCUACACUCAUGAAGGCGCUACACUCGGCUGUCCGCCUGUGUCCGGAACGACGCCGCAACGAGCGAGACAGAGAGGGAGGGGACGAGCCCGCGCACACCACCGCCCUCUUGUUACAGGUGCUAGCGACGGGGCUGCCUCUAGCGCGAGAGCAUCCAGACGAUUACAGCGAGUUCUGGGAGAUGCUGCCCGAAGUACUGGAGACAUUCAUGUUCGAACCGCCAGUGGGUGGUAGCGCUCAGGCUUGUGAGGUGGUGGGUGUGAUCCGAGAUGAAGUGCUGCGAGGAAUCCCGCGACCUCCUCAGCGACCGGCGACAAGACUGCUGGCGCUCGUGAGGGCUGGUUCCAUGCAUCACACCAGACCUCACACUGUACUCACUAGAGAUCAGAACGAGCAAGAGUUGAAGGAGAGAGAGGAGUUUGCUAGAACGUGUUUCGAGACUCUGCUACAGUUCUCUAUGCUGGAGGACAUGGACACACUCACCACCGCUGAAAACGACAGCGAUCCCCUGGCGAUAAUGCCUCUACUGGACCGCUUCCAGGAAGUUAUAGCGAAGUACAGUAGAGACGAGGAGAGUACGGAACCUAUACCCAGACAACAAGUGUCCGAGGUGUCGUUCGUCCUGCGUGCGGUGGCGUCUCUAGCCGGUGCUAUGUUGAGGGCGCCGCGAGGGAGAGUCGACGAGGCGGCCUGGGAGAAACUUAUCGGCGUGUAUCCGUCACUCGUCCGUCUGUCAGGCGGGGCGCGGGCGGGGGCGGCGGGGGCAGCCCUGAGGGAAGCCCUGAUGCAGUUCGGAGCGCUACUGGCGCCGCCCUAGCGUGUGCCCAGCAUCGCUAAUGUGAAAUGAGUCUUAUCACGAGGCGGUAAGGCGUGGAUUCGUUUAGUCGGCCGAGGCUGUAAUCGUUCUGUAUAUAAUUUUGUAAAAUAUAUAAUUUUAUCGAUUAAAAUGUGUCAUAUUUUUACGUUGAAACGAAAGUUGUUAUGCAAUACUUACGGAACAUUUAAUUUAUUUAUUAUUAUGUUAGAUGGUUAUUAAUAUUGAUUUUGUUUUGUUUAAUUUAACGCGAUGUAAUGCUUUUAUUGCUCAUAGUUCGAAAUAAUAUCGACAUCGAAUAAAUAGUUACGGUAUAGCUGUUGUUGUUAGGAAUCAUAUACAUUUAUACACACCGAUUAAAACACAUUAGCUGUGGAUCUUCCAAACGAAAAUGUAGAUGUCGCUAGUGGUCAUUGUUACUUUUAUACAUUAAUAUGAAAAAAAGUCGCUUAGAAUUAACAAUCAAGAUAUUAUUAAUUGUACAGAGCUGGAUAGUUUUAAAAACGUGGCUCUAGCUUCAGCAACAAACACAAUGUAUUUAAAGAUAUAUAAAAUAAAAUUGUACUAAUAGAAAUUCCAUUUAUUUCGUCAUUCCAGAAUAUAUUUUGUUCUGUCUUUUAGAGUAUUAUAAACUUAAUUUCUGUUUAUACGUAAAUUAAUUAUAUUUGUAUCAAUAUAUAUAUUAUUUUGUAUUGUGAAUCGACUGAUUUGAAAAUAAUAAAAAUUUAGUAUGAGAA